UCUGGUUCUGGCACUUCCAUGUGCACUUCCCACACUCGGCGUAGGAAUUUAACGAGCCGCAUUUCGCUGCCCGCAUUUUCGGAGGGAGGUUUGUAGCGUAGUAGACUAGAGCUUACUUGUUUCCAUCUGACAGAGCGGAUAUGGGUCCCGAAAAGGACGUCGAUCCGAAACAACCCGAGCCGGCGGCUGCGAGCGAGAAAUCAAGUCAGGCUGUUGAUGGCCAAGAAAAGAAUACUGGCGGAGAGAAUGCUGCUGCGUCAACCCCUGCACCUGUGUCGACUGAGGCAACCAAGCAGGAGACGGAACAGUCUACUGAAGCAAAGGAUGAAGCAGGUGCUGCUGAAAGAGCUGGAGAAGGCCAGGAGGGCAGGAGACGAGCGUCAAACCGGGCCAAUGGGCGUGUGAGUGAAGGCAGUCUCAGUGGCCGUCCCAAGCGGCGCAAGCCCAGAAAGGAGGGGGAGAGCCACAGCCAAAGUGAGCCCGAGGGCAUUGACCGGGAAGGAGGAACUCCAUCUCGGGGUGGGCCCCGUCCUUACCAGCGACGCGUCCCUCGGGACCGUUCAGACACAAGGCCACGUGUUGAUGUGGAUGAAAGCAUCCCCGAGUCACAUCGUUACGUCUGGGCUGAUGACAUGUGCAAGCGUUCAUUGUACAUUGGGAACAUGUCAAGCCAGGUGACCAAGGAUGAAGUUCGUGCCCUGUCAGAUGCCAUCCGCAGUGUCCGCUUUGUAAACAGGCGCAGUGCAUUCCUGGACUUUGAGAGCCCAGAGGUGGCUACUGCACAGCUGGAGCUCCUGCGCAGCAUGCAGCUCAAGGGGCAGCCAGUGCAGGUGGAGCCUAGCAGACCCCGGAGCAGUUCCACAUACAAGUCGGACCGCCUGCUGUAUGUGCGAGGGUUUCCUGAUGACAAAGGCAUGGAUGCCCUUGGGCCGCUGUUUCCCGAUGCCUUGCUCAUUGACCGCCGUGAAGGCAAAGUGCUGCUGAGAUUCAAGGACCAUGAAAGUGCCAUAAGUGCCAUCAAAGAAGUUAUUGCUCAUGAUGGGACAGACUACAAGUUCAGCUUUGCUGCUGCUCGUCCUAGAUGGAACCGCCGGGGUCCGCCCCGAGCAGUGUGGCGUAGGCACCCCCAAGGCAAGUUCAUCAAGCAUGAGACAAGGCAGGACUGAAUUCUGCUCACCCAACUGCCAGCCAUUCUCCUUGUUCUAGCAAGUGGUGGAAAGGGAAGGAAGGAAGCACCAAGAAAAGGAAGCCAUGUGCAAUAAUGAUGCCAAGGUGAUGUUAAUGGAUUGUCAGAGUCUAGAUUGUUGAGAAACAUUAAAUUUUUUGUUUUUCUUAAGUUAUUUUAUAUUUUUUAUUUUGUUUUUAUAAGGACAACAAAUAAAGAGUGCCUUAGCAGUACAA
Messenger RNA from Dermacentor andersoni, 1401 nucleotides. RefSeq lists its product as uncharacterized. The record is from RefSeq and is a predicted model, not a curated record. NCBI's taxonomy places the organism in Eukaryota, Metazoa, Arthropoda, Arachnida, Ixodida, Ixodidae. Gene Ontology annotation, molecular function: RNA binding.